This is a messenger RNA of Liolophura sinensis, 1941 nucleotides long. Its product is annotated as leucine-rich repeat-containing G-protein coupled receptor 5-like. Bases 69 to 1484 code for a protein of 471 amino acids. The transcript has a single exon. NCBI's taxonomy places the organism in Eukaryota, Metazoa, Mollusca, Polyplacophora, Chitonida, Chitonidae. Gene Ontology annotation, molecular function: protein binding. The record is from RefSeq and is a predicted model, not a curated record.
UGCAGAAUACAUAUACGCAUGAAAAAGAGUAUACGAUUGGUUGUUCAGAUUUAACCUUGACAGAGGUCAUGGAGUUUGGUGGAUGGAUCAAAGCCCACACGCUGGAUUUAUCGGGUCACAGCAUAACAGUCUUGAGAAACCGAGCUUUUAGAGGUAUUAUUCCGAAAAGGAUUUUGCUGCAAAACAACAAUAUUUCUAUAAUUGAACGAAACGCAUUUGUGGAUGUUGCAAUCGUGAUCGAGGAGCUUGACCUCUCUAGUAAUGACCUUGUACAACUUCCACAAGGCCUGGACAAACUGGUGGCCUUAAAAACAUUGAAACUAGCCGGAAACACGAAGUUAAAGCUUGAAAGGGGGUCGUUCCGGGGCCUUGCCUCUUUAGAAACGUUGGACUUGCACGGGUGUUAUAUGAACACUCUCCCAGAUGGAACAUUCGAUGGCAUAAAAGGAACGCUACGAAAACUUGAUAUCAUCUUCAACGAACUUGAAUCCAUUCCGACGGCCAUCAGACAACUGCGAAAUUUGGAAGAGGUGGAUUUUGAUUCGAAUCCGCUUUCGUAUGUCCCCGCGAAAGCCUUUAGAGGAAUGAAUAAGUUGAAAAAGUUGACUCUAAGCCGCCACGAUUUCAGCAAACCUGACAGUAUUCAUCCUCUGGCGUUCGUUGACGUCGCUCCCACUUUGGAGAAUCUGGAUUUUUAUCAUAGUGACAUCACCGUGUACCCUGCCAAGGCUUUGGCCCCUCUCAAAAAGCUAAAAUCAUUGAGCUUCAAUUCCAACAAUAUACACACAUUUCCACCGAAGGCUUUCCAGCCUUUGGAUUCACUCGAAGAACUGACACUGGACGGGAACAUCUUCGAGUUUUCACGCGAGAUGUUCGAUGGAAUAACGGACACUUUAACCAUGCUCAGCAUUCGGGACAUGCGCCUUACCGAACUCCCUCUCCACGAACUGGCAGUUCUUGACAACCUACAAUGGCUGGACGCUUCAUCAAACGAUUUCACGAGUCUACCGGACAAUUUUACGCAAGGGCUCCACGCCAGGCGGUACACGCUUAACUGGAUGAACAUCGCCGACGUUUCUCCUCUGGCGUUUGUCUGGAACAAUGGACCGGUCCAUGUUUCCCUUAACGACAACAAAAUGAAGUCAUUAAGUUUCAUUACGGAUCCAUGCAUGUACGACUACGUAGGCGUGACGGAAAACCCUCUGGUGUGUGACUGUUACGUAUUCAACAUCGCCUUAAGCCACUACGUCCAGGUAGAGGCCACAUGCGCAGCGCCUCCGUUAUAUGCCAAGAUGAACGUGGAAGACGUCGCAUCCACGGAACGCGCUCGUAGAAAAUGUGGCAAUAUGAGAACUAAAACCUGUCCAAAGAGGGACAAGUUGUAUUAUCAUUACAACAGUUCUUCCCGUGCAGUUCUCCGCGAGCACUCAGUAAUAUUAUCACUCACUACGCUGUUGAUAGGACAAUGUAUUUUUACGUUGUAAGAAAGAGUACAAGGUUAAAGGAGGGGGAUUAGAUCUAAGCCAGUAAAGUAGGGGUGGGUCAGGGACACGGCCUAAAAGACCAGGAGAAAGAGUUAGGUUAAAAGCAAAGGCCAUUCUAAAAUGAAGUAUAUAUGUCACAUGAAAUACAAUUAAAAACUGUCCGGGAAAAUACUUGGAUUUAUUUUUUGUUUAGAAUUUUUCUAGCCGAUUAAAAUUGUUUUUAAACAUAAGAUUCUAUGGUGGUCUGUUGUUUAGAAUUUUUCUAGCCGAUUAAAAUUGUUUUUAAACAUAAGAUUCUAUGGUGGUCUGUUGUGACCCAGUAGAUAUCAGUUACGUCAUAUCUAUACUUUUUGCCUGAAAUAAUUCGUUUCAACGUCAAAUUGGCGAAUGCAUUCAUAGAUCAAUAUGUGUAUGCAUUUUGAAUGAUGAAAUGAAGCAGCCUCUUGUGCAUUAAGUA